This is a messenger RNA of Selaginella moellendorffii, 752 nucleotides long. RefSeq names its product formin-like protein 3. Lineage: Eukaryota; Viridiplantae; Streptophyta; Lycopodiopsida; Selaginellales; Selaginellaceae. The transcript is spliced from 9 exons. The record is from RefSeq and is a predicted model, not a curated record. The coding region runs from base 105 to 752 and encodes 215 amino acids.
UUAAACUUCAGUUCACGUCGCAGGUGUCAGAUUUACGAGAAAAUCUGGUAAUAGUCAAUGAAGCUUCAGCAGAGGUGAAAGAGUCUCCUAAGCUUAAAAGAGUGAUGCAAACGGUUCUGUCCCUGGGAAAUGCGUUAAACCAAGGAACUGCUAGAGGGGCGGCGAUUGGAUUCAGACUCGAUAGUCUACUUAAGCUGACAGAAACUCGAGCUCGUAAUUCUAGAACUACGUUAUUACAUUAUCUGUGUAAAAUUGUAUCCGAGAAAAUGCCCGAAAUACUUGAUUUUGACAAGGAAUUGCCUCACCUUGAGGCAGCCACCAAGAUUCAAUUGAAAGCUCUUGCAGAAGAAAUGCAAGCCGUAAGCAAAGGCCUGGAAAAGGUUGAGCAGGAAUUGACAGCGUCUGAAAACGAUGGAGCCGUCUCUGAUGGGUUUCGGAAGAGCUUGAAGAGUUUCCUUGAUACAGCGGAGGCGGAGGUGAGAACACUGGCGUCUUUGUACUCUGAAGUGGGCCACAAUGCCGAUUCCUUGGCGCGCUACUUCAAUGAAGAUCCCGCUCGCUGUCCAUUUGAGCAAGCGGUGUCGAUCAUUUUUAAUUUCAUCGUGAUGUUCAAGCGUGCAUUGGAAGAGAACAGCAAGCUAGCAGAGAUGGAAAGGAAGAAGGCUGAGAAGGAGGCCGACAAAGGCAAGGUUCUCCCGCUGAGAAGAGAGCUGGAUGGGCUACUGUCGCCCCGGCAAAGCAGGAUAGCGUGA